This is a messenger RNA of Paraglomus occultum, 1242 nucleotides long. The record is from the annotation of a GenBank genome assembly. Lineage: Eukaryota; Fungi; Glomeromycota; Glomeromycetes; Paraglomerales; Paraglomeraceae.
AUGGAAAACCGCACCAAACAGAUCCUGUGGGUCCAAAAGCACAUAAACACAAGCAUAGUACCUUCGAAAUUUUAUGCAAAGUUCGGCUAUACGCGCCGUUUACGGCAAACGGCCGAGAAAGACUUAAAGCUUAUAAUAGAACAAAUCGCGCGAGAAAACAAUACUAAGGAGAGGCGUAAGGCAAAACGUAUUCUAGAUCGGUUUAAAGCAUUGAUAAACUCGCAAGAAUGCGAAACAUAUUGGAAGAGUCUUGAAAAGGCAGAGAACGACGAUAAAGGUCGAUCAUCAGCAUAUGAGCGACUGAAUACUUUUUGUAAUCUUGUGAAUGAAGAGGGCCGUCGAAGGCUGGACCGGGACGAGAGUGAUUCGUCCGAUUCCUCCUCAACAACUGCCUACAAAGAAUCUGAGGCUGAAACCAUCUGGUACGACGAGGAGGUGGCCGAAAAACAUGUCAAUAUUGAUGUCCUCGACGAACCAAUCGUCACGACUACGGGCAGUGGAAGGGUGCUCAGCAUUGAUGACUGGGCUUCAGCGCGAAAGCUCGUGGAAAGUUAUAGAGAAACGUUACCGAAAACGAGGCGUCUCUACGAAUCACUCAGGCCAACAUGGCCCUAUGAGCAAAUUGUUGAAUACAUACCUUGGGGUGGAGACCUCAGAGCAACGGAAAAUCAGAUAUCUGAUGGAGUGAAUUACUUUGUCAGAUAUGAUUCAAUCACAAAUGGAAGGGAUGAUGACAUGACAGAAUUUGAACACACCUCAAGAAAUAUAAUGCCAUUACUAGAUGCCACAGAUACAAGAUCGAUAUUCUCAUUACCUUCACUGGACUACACUGGAUGCCAGAGCUUGGCUGUGUACCUAGAGCAAGAUGAGCUCUGUUCUGUUGAUUCUAGCAAUGUGGUGCAAUGGGGAUUUACUGUGAUUGGACGAAUCAUUCAUAUCUAUUCUUUAUGUGCUUAUGGAAGAUUUUUUCAUCUUACUAUUACACUUGCAUUUCAGGCACCCCUGCCAUCAUCAACAACUGAUAUUUGUAACAUUAAACUGGCCUACUGUGCAAUGCUGGGCUUUGUUGAGAAGCUACAUGAAACAGAAAGAAAUCUUUGCAGCCUCAACAGCAAAUGCAUUGAGAUAGCAUGUGCUGGAACAAAACAAAAAGAGGCUCCUGAACAAUGGUCAGCACCACCAGUGAUAGGAACCCCACUGAACUCAUCAAAGAGAGUGACAUCCAAGCAGACUAAGAUAUAA